Darwinula stevensoni is the source of this 2559-nucleotide messenger RNA. Lineage: Eukaryota; Metazoa; Arthropoda; Ostracoda; Podocopida; Darwinulidae. The record is from the annotation of a GenBank genome assembly.
CUCUAAUCACUCGGUAUUUUAUAUUCCAGCCUCGGCUGUUGAGAACAGUUUAUUCAUUGAUAAAGGAGUGCAAAGUUUACCUUCUGGAAGAGAGAGAGAGGAGGGAGAGAUUCACGUGAGCCGACUGCAGGAAGAUCCGUGUUUGUCCUUUCCAUUACUCGAAAGGAACAUAGACCGAAGUGGUAGAGCGUUCCCCGCUCUAUGGGGUGUCUUAUUUUGUGAGCCAACAAUCUCCGUCUGUGGACCGUGAAUGCUAAGUGCUCUGCGGGACUGACUUGUUGCGCCGGGAUCAUGUAUUCCGAAUUGGGAAUGUUCCCUCAGAAACUGUACGGGGAUACGGGGGCGUCUGGGAUGAGUACUGCAAGCAUGGCCCCCGCAUAUGGUGUACCUUCCAUGAAUGGAAUGACCAGCGGUUACGGGAUGGACACGUACGGGCGACAGGGACUCGGAGCGGCCGCGAACGUCAGCAUGAGCAUGGGCGUAAACGCACAGUGUAUGUCACCGUCUGUCGGAAGUGCUAUGGGAUCUCAUUAUGGAGCCAACAACAUGGGCAUGGGAUCAUGUAUGGGUUCCAUGAACAACAUCAAUUCCGCACUCACUGGUUCAGUGGGAAUGGGCCGAGAGAUGGGACUCUCGGGACCGGCUUCCCCUGACGGAAGUGGAGUACUUCAAAGAACGCGAACAACAUCGGCCAGUUCUGCACCAGUGGUUGCAGCCGAUAAAGCCUAUCGACGGAGCUACACUCACGCCAAACCGCCUUAUUCCUACAUUUCUCUCAUCACCAUGGCCAUUCAGAACUCUGGCACGAAAAUGGUGACUCUAUCCGAGAUCUACCAGUUCAUCAUGGACCUGUUCCCAUAUUACCGCCAAAACCAACAACGCUGGCAGAACUCCAUCCGACAUUCCCUGAGCUUCAACGACUGUUUCUUGAAAGUCCCACGAACCCCGGACAAACCCGGGAAAGGCUCGUUUUGGACUCUUCACCCGGACUCGGGGAACAUGUUCGAGAACGGCUGCUACCUCCGGCGACAGAAGCGGUUCAAAUGCCCUAAGAAGGAGGCUGUGAGACAGACCAUAAAGCAACAGGGAGGGCACGAGAAGCAUGAGAAAUCUCACAAGGCCAAAGGAGGAAGCCAUAGCAACAAUAGCAGCAGCAGCAAAGCGAACAACGAAGUGACGUCCUCGCUGCAGAGCCCGCCGUCGAGCGGAAAUCAGAAUCAAAACCAGACGCCGAUAUCCACGACGGCCGAUAGUACGACUAUGCCACCGUUGCUCGACGUGCAGACAAAAAUGGAACUCGGCGGGGACCCUAAUUCCCUUGCUAUGGCCCACCUUGGAGCGGCGAACAAUUUACACAGCGACUCCCUCUCCCUCCAUUAUGCGUCCACGUCUCCUCAUUACGCGAGCCUUAUGCCCCAUACGGGCCAUUUGAAGGACUAUAAGACGGACUUCUCCAUCACGAGCAUCAUCUCAGAUAGCAAAGGGGACGUGAAGCCAUACGAGAUGUCCAGCUAUUCGGCAUACAACCCUUUCUCGAGCUCGUUGCCCAUGGCGGGAAAUCACCAUCCACCCGAUCCCUCCGUCUACUACCCGUCUCACAUGUAUCAGAGUGUCCAUCCCUGACAUCAGUUCCCUCCUCCAGCCAGCCCUUACAGUACGUCAUCCUCUUACUUCGCGGACGCAUCGGUGCCAUAAAUCCCUCGACAUUUGUGAUAUGCCGCAUUUCCCCCCUGGCAGCGCAUGGAGGCUAGACAAAAAAAUUCGCCGUUUCGCUUCUCUCUCUCUUCUCCAUUUUUCUCAUUCUAUCAGAAGUUUUUGCAACUUCGUUUUCAUUCGAUCUGAUGAAAUGCGUGCAAUAUCUUGUCUGACUCUUCGACGCACGGUUGGGUUUAUCGUUUAUUUUGAGUUUGUGAGGCGACAUGAUUCGCCUUCCUGAUGACGAUUGGGUUAUCUUCUCGACAUUCCAAUUUUUGAAGUCAUGAGGAUCCGAAUCUUUCCUGGCCAGGAAUGGACUUACGAACAAAAAUGGAUACUUUGUUCCUUGAAUCAAAUGCCAUAUUGCCGACGCACAGUGUGCCAUGACCAAAGGUGUUAUCUCUUCUUUUUUUUCUGUAUUUUCGAUUUUUAUAUAGUUUUAUUUAUGUACUCAGGAAUCAAUUGAGUUGAAAACCGUUCGCGAUGCACUUGUGUGUAGUAUGUCUGUGAAGAUACUUUUUUUUUUGCUCUCUGUGAACAUUGCAAAUAGCCUCAAAUUGGAGGGCCCUGUGAUUUCUCUGCAACAGCGAUCAUCCCCAGUGGCAAAGCGAACAUUCCCAGUUCAAAAGACCAGUCGUUUUCAGCAGCUCGAAAUCCACAAGAUCUCAAAAUCGUAUUAUUUGAUUUGGCAAGCAAUUGUUGUCCCGGAUCAGAAUAACGAGAUAGAAGAGAGCAACUGGAAGCGCCUGGAUUAGCCGAUCGAUGGUCCCAGAUCACUGCAAUAUUAUACUCCCAAGAUUCCUUGCUGUGCAGCUUCGUCCUAUUGCAAUUGGCCUACAAUAAACCAAUGUUAUUCCUAUUGCC